Dermacentor andersoni is the source of this 911-nucleotide messenger RNA. The record is from RefSeq and is a predicted model, not a curated record. Lineage: Eukaryota; Metazoa; Arthropoda; Arachnida; Ixodida; Ixodidae.
CUUUAUAAAGCUGUUGGAAAGAAGCAUUGUUCACAACUUCUUGUGCAGGGCGAUUGCGAGGGCAAGCUCGUGUUCACAGAGGGUAGUCAGGCUACAGGACUAGUACUCUCUGCAACGGCACUCUGGACACAACUGAGCGACCCGAAAAUUCAUCAGUAAACAUGGGCCUUGCAAAACUCUUUGUUGUAAUCGCUUUCUCUUUUUCAUCGUGUGCUGCGAUGGAAUACAGGACCGAUGUUCCAUGUGACUUCACAAACAUCCAUCUAGACGAUGACAUGUUUUCCAAGCUGCUGGUCAAGCUUCCAGAAGGUCUUGAGUACGGCCCACAGAGGUUCCACUCUCUCCUCCCAGGAGUUGAUGUCGGCGCAAUGACUGUGCGUGGCCUGAGCAAACUGCGCCAGUUCGGGCCCCCAAUUCCUUACUGCGCCCACGGAAGGCGCAUGGUGCAAGUCGACUUCUACAAUGUUGAACCUAUAGAAUUCGCCUCGCCAUGGAAGACUUGCUCAGGCCAACAAGGAGAGUUAGCUCUUCGCUCCAUGUUCUUGCGGUUCACAGCGCAAUUUGCCAUUGUCGAGUCCUCUGGUCAAGGAUUCAAGCUGGAAUUCGAGCGUGCACUACCUGUUACAACGCAGAACAUCCGCGUUGUUGUCACAGGUAUGGGGCAUAUUGUGCUCGAUGCUGUUAAAACACUGAGCGCACUCCUACCAAGUGUUCUUGAAGAAGCUUGGAACAGGCAAUUUUCGCAUACUCUUGCCAGGGCCUUCUAUAUGCCCCGUGAGUGAAAUAUUCACAAUAAAGAAUGUUGGUGUCGCCACAGCGAAACUUAACUUGAAAUCCAAAAUACACUGUCUUGUAAUCGUGUCGCUUUAUCUUAUUUCAAGAAACCUAAUAAAAUCACUUUCGUUUCAGGA